UUUUUUUUGUUUUUUUCUUUUUGUUUUUUUUUGGUUUGCUACCUAAGACUUAGAUGCUUAUUAAUUUUCACUUGUCCUUGCGCUCGUCCUUUCUUCUACUUAAUGACUUUUCAUUUCUGCUCUUAUAAUUUUCCACAUUCAUUAUUUAUUGUUGUGUUGCCACUUUCACUGUUGUGUGCUUUUUAUUGUUGCUUCCUUCUGCAUCUCUACAUCCAAAUUAUGGCCAUUGUUUAGACGAAAUUAAGUUGUCCGUGCCUUUGUCAUUGACUUGGUCUCUUAUUGUUGCUGUUAUUUAAAUUUCAUUCUUCAUCAUUUUUAUUACUAUAAACGCCAUAAAAUGUUGUGCUGCGCGUUGAGUGUGGCAAUUGUGGCAUUUCUCUGCUGUUCUUCUUGGCCAUUUGUUAGGUGUCGAGUGUUUUGAGAAGAGAUCGUAGAUGUGAUUUUUUAUUUCUUGUUUUUAUUUGCGUAAUUUAAAACGUUGAAAGACUUAAUUGCUUAAAUUGCAUACAUUUUCAAGUAAUUUACAUUAAAUGUAGAGACUGUAAGAGAAAAUUAGAAAUUAUGACCAAUUAGAAGGCUGGAGAGUGAGGUUGUGGCUUCCAAAUCCAUCAGCAGCCACAAAUCUAUUGGGCAAUGGUAUGAAAGUGGUGAACACAUGGCUAGUAUAUUAGCAUAUUGUCUCGUUCAUUUGCUGUAAGAGUGGCAAAACUAAAUUAAUCUUUUUUUGUUGGAUUCGAAUGCAGAAAUUACCGCCACUGCAAAAAAAGCUUGAUGACGCUAUGCAUUGACAGUAUCUCCUUAGAUAGAAAAGUGUCUUUGAAAUUGAAAUUUGAAAAGGUCGAGUCAAAGAGCCAGGAGAUUUUGUGGCUCCCAAAAACACUCGGGCUAAGAAGCUCAAUGUAUUUAAAGCUCUGGAAAGAGGGUAGAUAGUCAAGGGGAGAAGGAGAAAAGUAUCAGAGGAAGAGAUACCAAAGAAUAGAGACAGAGAUAGAGAUAGUUAGACCUGUGAGGAUUUUCUAGAUUCUUUGGCAAAUCUUUAAAUAUCCUCCAGUUUAAAAGAACGAAUAUUACUCAUUCUCAUGACAUCGGAACCCAAAACUCGUAGCCGUGCUCUAGCAAAGGCAGGACACUCUUAGAGAAAGUGUUCAGUGCUAACCGCCACCCCCAAGCACGACAGGCACAUUGGAUCCUCAAUGAUUCCAAUAGUGGUCAUAUUCUGACCCCAUGGGUUGUGCCCAUCAACCGAACGUCUUUCCUUCUAAGUUUUAGUAGAUUGUUUGACAGUUUUCUGUUCGGACGUGUCACAAAACACUUUGCAGUUCUGCAGUGUUCUUGACCGGGCCAUCGCUCUUUAUGCAGAUUCAUGAUUCCUACGGAACUGUUUCCGAUUAUUGGCUCUGGCCCUUGUGCUGGAACCGCUGAUCUACAGUUGGCCAAUUCAUCGGCAAUCUCGUUUCCUUGAACACCGGAGUGUCCUGGAUCCCAUAGCGGUACAAGCCUGUUUUGUCUUGCGACAUAAUUAAGCUUCUUCUUACAUUCUUGAACAAUUUUUAAGGUUUGCUUCGCGUUCUUUAGGGUCUUCAAUGCAGCCUGACUGUCACUGAAAACUCCAAUCUGUUUCCCGCUCCAUCUCCUCUGGAUUAUCCAUUCGAUUACUUUCAGGAUGGCAAAAAUUUCCGUUCGGAAAACAGUUGCCAUUUCCCCCAUAGCAUAGUGAUACUUAUUACUAUCGUGAAAGUGCCAUCUGGCUCCAGCGCCUAUUUCAUUAUUGGAUCCAUCGGUAAAGAAAAUAUCCGCAAACUUCCUUGAAUGCAUUAUUGUCUUUACUUUUACUUAAAACAUUAAAAAAUACUAAUAAUAAAAAAUAGUAAAAUAAUAAAAAAAAUAGCAUACUUUACGAUGACAAUAUGCGAUUUAACUUAUCCACACUGGUGUUACCAUUUCUUGAAACUUAAAUUGCGACUUAUCUAAUACCAGACACGCACCAUAGGCUUGGGCCUUCGGAAUGUGAUCUGGAAGGCGCUAGAAUCUUUACAAAUUCAUGUAAAGCAGAGUUUGGCUUUAGAAGAAAGGGGGAUUCGCUUAGUAGGGUAACAUCAACGUUUUCUAUGCGCUAAGGAGGAGUACUUCUUUUCUUCUCUUUAAACCUAAAGGUGUUAACCCAACAUUAAGGGGUUGACCCAACAUUAAGGUGUUGAUCCAACAUUAAGGUGCUGACUCAAUGCUGAAUUUCUAUGCUAAACGAAGCAUCCUUUGUAUAUUUGCAAUCGAAAUAUUUCCCUAAUAAGUUAACAACAGAAAAGUAAGCUUUGAAAAUAUUCCAAUCAUUAAAUGCACAAAAAGUAGCUGCACGAUUUUCAGUGUGAGUCACUGUAUUUUUUUUUUUAGAAUGAAAUUUCAAACUGGGCGAUGAAGUAGAAAUUGCAGCUUUCGGUUGCACACUUUUGGGGCAGUUAAAUUAAAAUAUCAUAAAUCUCAAUUUGUGCGCUUAAAGCACCAUUUGUAGUAAUCAAAAAAUUAUACGUUUAACCGCUAAGAAAUAAAUUGACCAAAGUGAAGCCAAAACCACAAUUGUGAUAUUUACAAAAGAGUAUAAAAGACAAAACGAAAAUAAUGGAUCAAAAGUAGCGCAACCAAAAUAUAAAAAAGAGCAAAAAAAAAUAUAAAAAUAAAUAGUAGUGAAUUUACUUCGAAAAAAUAUAAAUUUUUACAAUAAAUUUUGCACACAUAAAAUUAAAUUGAAAGCAAAGAAACCAGCAAAAGAAAAAAGAAACAAAAGAACGAAACAUCAACCAAUUGCCAGCAGAAAGUUGCGUAUCCAAACGACAAACGGCGAACAACCAUUAAUUUGCUCAGCACCGAAAACAGAAAAUUCACUUGAAAAUGUGCACGAAAACAUCGAAAACGCCUCUACUCUUAAUUGGUGGCGUCUGCUUCGUCAUUGUGCUAGUCGGCAUCACUGGCGUAACGUUGAUCAAUAAUCUCAAUUUGUCCAACAUCAUCAAGCUGAAUGAAAAAGUCGCCAGCGACAGCAUGAGCGCACACGACACCGAACUGCACGAUAUUAAUUACGCCAAUAAUCAUCCGAAAAAUAUAUACAAAUUCGAUGAAUUCUCAGCGCCUUAUGCGUUGGCCGUAGCCUCCUACACUCAACACACCGUCUCGAUGUCUUCAUCGCCGCACUCCUCAGUAGCAGCAGCAGCUGCAACAACUACGGCAACGGCAAAAGCAGCGGCAGCAGUUAGCGCCAGCGUAGCGCCACAAAAUGUGUACACAAAGUCACACACGCGCUCACCUUCUCCAACCACUCCAACACCACCGGCAGGUGGUACGGUGAUUGGACAACCAGCCGUUGCAUUAGUGGAUGCCGAAGCGAAUAGUGGUAAUGCGGCGGUAGAUCCGAUUAUCGAAGUGCGGUCUCAAGCGGCGAAUGGACGUCAACAAGGACUCUUCACCACUCUGAAUUGGCUGAAACAGAAUGGGAAAUUGCAGAGUAGAGACGCUACCGCCACUAGCACAAACAGCAAUGCUAAUACCAAUACAGAUACAGCUGCAAUUGUAGGUACAAAUGCAGAUGUAGAUACAUCAUCGACUUUGGUCAAUAAUCCACAGAUAAACACGGUGCAAUCCAGUGCGUCAAUAGUGCUCACGGCUGCUGCCUCUUCGUCCACACCAAGCAACGUGAGUAGUUUUAGUGAUGCAGGUCCGCUGCAAAUGAGUACAAACACUUCAUCACCAUCAGCAGUAACAGCAGCAUCAUCAUCAGUGUCAGAAUCAGGAUCAAUGCCAUCAGCUGGUGUUGACAUAGUCGCUAAAUUGAUGUUGCCAUUGAUUCUCAAUGGCAGCGCAAGGAUAACACCAGGCAGUGAUAAUGAAAAUGAGAACGAAGAGCACAGUUUUGCAGCUGAUACCGUUUGGGGAUUUCCACGUGAUAAUCGAACCACAUUUUCUGGCACACAUCAAUCGAGCGUUAGCCCUACACAGACUGGUCGCGUCUUAGUGCCGCCAAGCGGCGGGAAAGGUGUGGAUAAGGAAAAACGUGAUCGCGUUGUGAAGGUGAGUUUCUGUACAUUUACCCAGCCACUGUUUCUUCAUCAUUAUUUAUGUAAGUGAUGCAAAAGCGAAUUCAAUUUUAUAAAUUUUAUCAUCAACUCAGAAGCCUUUGCUAUUCCUAAUUACUACACAAACCCUAUUAAAUUAAUUUCAAUAUCACAAGUUGCACACGUCGAAGUAGAGCCAACUUAAUUUAUGUGCACAUCCUCCAGCCAACCAAUUUCUUACUUAACUCUCGCUAGCUGAUACUGAUACAUACAUAUAUACAUACGUAUGCGUGGGUGUAAAAUUUCAACUCACCAUAAACUUGAGUGUCUUAUGACCGUGCAGGCGCUUGAAUUUCCAUACAAACUGACAGCAACUGCGUGUUUGACAUGCAAAUAAUACAAAUAUGCGCACACACACACGCAUACAUGCAUAAUACACUCUUGCAUAGAAAAAAUUAUACCAGUAAGUAACUGUGCAUAAAUUUCACUCCAUAGAGAGGUGUGUUUGCACUCCGCUGCUACUGCAUUUGUCCUUGCUCUAUACCUAGCGCUGCUCCUUGCACCUCGCGCCUCGUGCCUUGCUCAUUUUCCAAUGUCUUAUUAUUUGACAGCACAACUGCUGUGUUCCAAGAAUCUGAGAAAUCUAAUGCCUGGCAUAUGUAAUAUUUUGAUAACAUAAUGUCAACAUUACUUCCCUGCACACAUACAUACGCGUGCAUGUUUAUGUGGGAUUUUCCUCGUAAACGAGCAUCAGCUUAUUUGUCGUAAAAUUUGGUGUCCCCUGUACCGAGUUGCUUCCCCUCACAUUCAAUGCAUGAACGUUUGCUCUGUAUGGUGAAAAAGUGCCGCACUGCCUAGGAAAAAAUUCUAAAAAUUUAACGAGAUGUAUUUUAUUUUACUAAAAUUUAAUGAGCUCUUAAACUGCAUCCGAAAAAUCUAUAUAUAAAUUCUAAUAAAAAGGUGUGGAAUUGUAAUGAAAAGUUUUUGGAAUUUUUCUAAGUUUUGCGCAAAAUUUUAAAAUUGGAAUUUUUUGGUUCUUUUACGCAACGAGCUAUUCUUUUAUAAUUACUAGGAUAAUGAACAUUCAAAAUAACAAUAAAAAAAAGAAAUAAAAAUUAAAAAUAGUCUAAAGUGGAAAAUGUGGAAGCUCAUCGUUUUGCCGCGGAUUGUAAGUGUUGCUGUUGCAGUUAUCUUCUUUAUCGAAACACAGCACAUGACAAUAAUCUAUCAUAUUUAUAUGAAGCUUUCAAUUUAAUGGCUGUGAGAGUUAUGCAGUGAGAAAUAUGUCAUCAAGUUAAACGUAAGCAGAACUAAUUUCAUGGUGGUCAGUAGGAAAAACAUAUACUAAUACAAUAAUAUAAAAUUUAGUAUGAAUGGACAAAGUAUCGAAGGAGUAAGAGAGUUUAAGUAUCUAGGCUGCUGAUUAAAUGAAAACUUCGAAUUUCUCUUCAGAGAUUAAAACAAGCAUAGGAAUAGGACGGCAAUCGUUUUGCGAGAAAAAAAAAUCCUUAAAAAAAAAUCCUUGCGAGAAAAAACUUUAACUUAAGGGGUUAUAUACCUUGUGUUGGACUAAAAAAUUGAUGGCAUAUUCUAAAAGUACAUCAUCUUAAAAAUAUAAAUUCAAAAGAUCAUAAAGAUCGGAGCACUAGAACGAAAGUUACAGACCGUGGAAGCGCGCGACCUUUCUUGGAAUGAGGCUUAGAUGAAGUGCACGCAAAACUUUAGACACGACUAUCUCGAAGUCGUGUUUUUUCGUGUACUUGCCCAGCGCUCGCUGAGUUGGUGCAAAGCCCAUCCUUCCAGGAUUAAAGCGCAGGUUGUCAAGGGGAUCCCGAUCCUCUCCUUUCGCGGGCACACUACCUCACAGGUCCCUUGUCUGGCCAUCUCGUCGGUUCGCAGUUUCUAGCAAUGUCACUGUGAGCAGGUACCCAGAUUAUCUUUAUAUCGAAGAAUUCUGAUGCAAUCGAGAGAGAGGCCAGGCAUUCCCUGACCAGUUUCGAAUGCACCAUAAUAGAGCAUAGGGCCCUAAUUGCCCCUUGGUUAUCAGAUUAAAUAUUUACCUUCUUAACAGUUAUUACGCAAGUAAGUAGCCAGUCAGCUGCUUCUUUAAUUGCGGCCACCUCUGCUUGGAACACACUGCAGUGACCCGGUAGCCUGAAUUUGAGUUUGCAGAAUACUCCUCCUCCAACCCUACCGUCCAGCUUCGGGUCAUCCGUGAACAGGUUAACCAGACCCUGUCCCCAACUGUUGCCCCCCGUCCACUCUUCCCUUGAUGGAAUAUGGGUGGAGAAAGUUCCGCUUGGACUAAUAAUAGAGUCGUAUGAAACAUCGGCCAGUAUUAGAAAAUACACUGAGAUUCUGCAAAACAGGCCGCAACUAAACCUAUCUAAAUUAGUAGAACUUUAAGUAGCAGUAGCUCUUUUCCUAUUUUUAUAUUUCAUGAAAUGUCUACAGUAAUGCAAAUUUAGCCCAAUUUAAUACUGAGUAAGUCUGAUGCUGCUUACCUUAAUUGAUUGAGAGGAUUUUAUUCUCUUUAGUGUUUAUAAUUAUUUCGUAUUGAUGCCAUUCUCGUUGAUCUGCUGACGAAAAAUUAUACCCCAAAUGCAUGAAAUUUCAGUUUCUGUUUCUAAAAAAGAAUUUGCUUGGCCUUUCGCUCUUGUCUCUUGACAAACAUCUUUUAUUAAUUGAUUCUGGUAUUUAUAUACGAUCCCUCAGUUCUCAGGUUCUCCCAUCCUUGUAUUUUCAUAUAAACACCAUAAACCCAUGUCUCCAAAUUCAUUUUUCUACAGCCCAAAGUAAAAAAUUUCACUUCCUUCCAACUACAUUUUUUCCUUGAAAUGGUUCUAUGUACAACUCUGCAAUAAAUCUUCCUCUGAGGUGUAAUAAAUAAAUUUUAAAUAGUGACAGCUUAAUCAAAAAAUCUGCCAAAAUUCCCUUUUAGUACCUGAUGACACGCAGGCUGCAAGCGGAUGUUUACAAUACUACGCACAUGCAUACCAAACGUAUGAAGGUGUGCAUUUACAAAUACAGCUCAAAGGUGUAUGAAUAAUAUUUAAGCUGUCGAGCUAUUGAUUACUCUUACUGCAGAUUGUAUUAUAUUUACCUUGCGUAUAAAAUACGAUCUCAGAUUUAUUGUAUGUGUGUGGUAAUUUUUCUAUAAAAAGAAACCUUACCUUACUUACACAAAAUCUCAUCAAAUAUUUAUUUAUAUUUUACAUGCGAAUAUCUUUUGUCAAUUUCCAGCAUACAUUUUGUCUAUUUCUAGAGAUCAUCGAAGGCAUUGCUUGCUAGUGUAUUUGUGCUUAUUGUUACCAACAACAAUCAAAGGUUUUAACGCUUGCCAUUUUUGGUUUACGCAAAUCCAUAUAAAGUAUUCCUGUGUCACAUUUAUAGGGAGAAAAAAAAGUAUUGGCACACCAAAUGAGUAUGCAAGCAGAGCAUACAAGAGAGGCCGUUCACAAGUGUGUGUAUGAUGUAGAUUUUUGCGACUGAAUAUGUCUAGAAAUAGAGAUGGAGGGUAGGAGUAGCAGACUUGUCAAUAUGCAGACAGCAAAAAUGCUUAGAGGCAUAGGCAAUGACACGGCUGUGAACUCAACCAGUAAUUCAAUAUUUUGGCUGAAUUAUUGCACUGUAAAAUAAAUUUAAAUGUUUUGAAGUGAAUCUUCUUAGGCGUCGAUGGACGGCCAAGAAUGAAGAGUAAAAUUUCAAGGCCAUGCAACGUUUUGGGCAUUUUCGUUCCGCGAGAGAGAAAAAAGAUUUAACGUAGAGGAAAAGGAGAGAGAGAGCUAUACCUUAUAUAUAUCUUAGAUAAACUUUAGGCUAUUUUUCUUGAGUUUGUACUUGAGGUUGCUAAUUUCUAGUGAAAAAUAACACUGCCUACCUUUUGGCGCUUGCCUGUUGGUGUAAACUUGUAGGAAAUAUAUUUUUGGUACCUACUCUUUGGCGUUAUAUUUCCUCGGUGCCUACUGUUUGGGGCGUUUUUUUGUCCCAAUUUUUUUGGCAUGUUUUUUUUUUUGGUGCCUUAGUAUUGCCUUGCGGUAAUUUGUGCCUUUGCUGCGACUGUUUAUAACCUCUUCCCAUCUCUCAACCAAUUUGUUGAUGCCGUUCCGCCAAAAAUAGUUUGGUGUAAAAAAAGUUGUUGAGUCAGUUUUUAAGAACCUCUUUGGUAUCGAAGGUAACGCCUUCUUAUUGCUUGACAGGGAGCGGGAAAAAUGGUAAUUAGCCGGUGCAAAUUCCAGAGAAUACGGUGGAUACUGAAGGGUCUCCCAUUCGAGCACUUGGAGUGCGGCUUUGAUGGCUUGAUGGCUCAUUCACGUGGUGUAGCUGGGCAACGUAGAGCUCCUUGUUGACCGUUGCAUGCUUGUCGAGCAUUUCCCAGUGCACCAUACCCUCCCACUCCCACCAAAAACAUUUCAUGAUCUUCUUUGGAUGUAGAUCCGGCUUGACUCUCGGCUUUGGCGUAUCUCCUGGAGCCACCCACUCUUUUCUUUGCUUCAUAUUGAUGCAUAGGCACCAUUUCUCAUCUCCCAUGACGAUUCGUACAAAAGGCGCUGUUUAUGACCGCGUGUUGCUCGAUGGCGUGCGAGAUGCUGAGAAGCAAUUUGAGGGCAACUUUCCUUGUUUUUUUCGUUGAGCUCCUGAGGCACCCAGGUUCCCAAUUUUUCGGCAAAUCCCAUUGAAUGAAGGUGAUUGAGUAUCGUUUUAUGAUCGCAGUUCAUUUUUCCUGCCAAUUCACGACUGCUUUAACAGCCGUUCUCCUUCCAAAGCGAUUUGAGACAUUCUUCAUCGAAUUCAGAAGGCCUUCCGCUGCGGGAGAAGGACGCCGUCACCGUCAAAAUCGCCAUUUUGGAACUUUGCAAACCAUUUCUGUGCUGAAGACUCGCCCACACACGUGGCAAAUGUUCCGGGCUGCUUCGGCAGCUUUUUGACCUCGAUGAAAAGCUGAAAGGGAAAGUGGAGCAGUUGUCGAAAAUGUUAAGUUUUACCUCGUGUGUAUUCCAUUUCUAAGCCUCAAAACUAUAUUACAAUAAUAAAAAAUUACAUAACUCAAAAAUACAAUCAACAUAGUUUUAUAGAGCAGAAAAAGUUCUAUCGAAUGAAUACUUAACCUUUGUCAAGCAGCAAACAAAUCGUUGUAAAAUAAAUGAAAAUAUAAAAGCGCUAUGAACUUAUUCCCCCACCCGAUUUAAUUUCGUUGUUUACAUUCUUCUUUGAUUUUAAAAGAUCUUAGGUCUAGCGUACGAAAAAUAUUAGAUGUAGUCAGAGCGUGGUGAUGCAUUGUUUUUUCGCUUGAGACCUUUUCAUCAAUUAUUAUAUAAUAAGAUUUUUGUAUAAUAAAUAAUUAAGAAUAAAUAUUUGAAGUAAAGCGACCCGACGGCGUUUAAUGGCAAUCGCUGCUUCUGCCAGCCAAACAAUAAGAUUUUCAUCUAGCCAAAUAGACACAAGCGCUACGCGAAGCUUAAUUAAAAUCGGCUGAUUAUUUUUAAAAAUUGAUUGCCAUUAUGAAUUUAAAAAAAGCGUACUGCAGAUUCGUAAUCGGCGUCCUCAAAAAUCGUUUCGCUAAUACCUCCAGCUGUACAGCUGAAUUGAUACUUUUGCCACAUUUGAGUGCUUCUGAGCCAUAGUGCACUUCUACGAUAGAAUGCGUGGCAUGUAAUUCUAGCUUUAUUCCUGUUUGCUACAUGUGUAUAUGCAAAUAUUUUCCACUUAAGUGUAUCUGAUGGUAAGUGCCAACAAUUGAGUGCCAGUCAUUUGUCUGAAAUUGUUAGUGUCGAUUUUCCUGCUCGUUUAUAGGCAGCUUGCAGUGGUCGGCACGCUCACGCACACACACCUACAUACAAUACUGCACACGUAUAAGUUAAAUAUUUGACUGUGUCUGUCAUUAUUCUCGCCUAGCUGUGUUGGUAGAAAAUUCAGUAAAAUAUGUAUUUUGCAUUUAAAUUAUGUAUAUAAAUGCAUUUUUCUGUAUGCACGUGAAUGAAUAUUCGCUUUUGAGUUGUCUACACGACAUCGUUGCAAACACAAAUCUCAGUCAUUUGUUUUAUGGUUAGAGUUGCAUAUUCAUUACAUUGGUCGGGGCGUUGACAGUGGCAGCAUAGGUACAUAUGCACAAACUUAUAGAUGUGUUGUAGUACCCAUGCAGGCGAACCCACUGGUUCUGAUUUAACUUACUGCUGUAUUUUUACAAUCCUGGCAACUGGUUUUUUUAACAAGCCGAAUUCCUGCGAAGUGCCGAUUAAUUAUCAGUCCAUGCAGCCAUAUUAUGACGCUUAACAAGCUAGUCUUCCUGUAUGUACUUCAACAUCUUACCUAUUAGUGAACUGGUUUAUAAUAAAGCCAAAAAAUUCUAGUCCAGUUUGUGACGAAAAUCACCAGUUUUGGGUGAAUUGAAAAAGUAAAGAAAAACUGAAGAAUUAAGUGAAAUAUGCACUCUCCGCAACUAUUAAAAGUUUUCACUAUUUAUUAUUGAAGUGAAACUUCUUAAGCGUCGAUGGACGAGCGAGAAUGGGGAGUAAAAUUUCAAGGCUAUGCAACGUUUUGGGCAUUUUCGUUCCGCGAGAGAGAAAAAAGAUUUAACGUAGAGGAAAAAGAGGAGAGAGAACUAUACCUUAUAUAUAUCUUAGAUACACUUUAGGCUAUUCACGUCGCCCUUUUGUGCGGUUCUUCGUCUUUUCGCCCACUCCUACGCUAAAGCUCUAGUCUAAGUUACUAUAGUAGAGCGAAAGAGAGCAACUUAUUGUUAGAAUAGGAUAGAUAGUACUGCGCAUGCGCGCGGCUUGUCUAUGAACAUUAUAGUGUUAGACGCCAUAUGUGCUCACGGCUCUAACGCCACGCUAAUACAUCGGAGCGAGAGAGAGUAUAUGUGCGCACGGUUGUAACGCCUCGCUAAUGCGUCGGAGCUAGAGAGAGCGACGGAUAGUUUGAAUACGACAGAUCGUUUUAUAUAUUUAUAGUCUUUCUCUCUCUCUCUCUCUCUCUCUCUCAUUCUCUCUCUCUCAUUCUCUCUCUCUCUCUCAUUCUCUCUCGGGUCUCUCCCUGUUUCUUUGUCUGGCUUGAAAGUUUUACUUCUGUUAUGUGUACUACGCAA
Anastrepha ludens (Mexican fruit fly) is the source of this 11127-nucleotide messenger RNA. RefSeq names its product serine-rich adhesin for platelets-like. NCBI's taxonomy places the organism in Eukaryota, Metazoa, Arthropoda, Insecta, Diptera, Tephritidae. Bases 2884 to 4113 code for a protein of 409 amino acids. The transcript is spliced from 2 exons. The record is from RefSeq and is a predicted model, not a curated record.